CGUUUCACUUCUUGUUUCAGAUUUUCAUGUUUUAUUGUAUAUAUUUAUAUGUUUUAAUAAAGAUUCUUAUUUUCAUGAUUUUUAUAAUAAAAGUUCAUUUCUAAGUUUUAUAACUUUACAGAUAUCUGAUUUCACAUGGAAAAAUAUAGUUUCGUAACUUUUAAUCUUCAUAGCAUUGUUUGGUAAAAUUAAGUUACAUAAAGAAUUUACAAGUCAAUUAACAAAGACUUUUUCACAAUAGAUAGCAAAUAAAGGAUUACAUAAUUUAGUACAAUUUCCUUCUCAAUAAUUUAGAUAAUCCGUCCCUUAGUGACAUAUGUGAGUCACAUGAUUCACAGCGUUACCUUAAGUAACCUUGAGGUACCCCACAGGAUUAUUUAAUGUUUUUCCUUUGUUAAUCAAAAGAAAUUUCCCUAAUUAACCUCGCCUGGAAACCAAGCUUGAUACCUGGACAAACGUUUCUGGUCACUUGCAUUCGUGACCAGCAAAGAAUAAACAUCUAUUUUUAUACAAGCUUGUUCUUAUUCCAGUAUCCUAAGUUCCAGUUCAGUGCAGUUCCAGCACACGUUCAUACAAGCAGUACACGGUCACUCACACUACAUAAACAAACACCAGCAAGUCCAGUAACUCUGUAUUACCCUACCCAAACAAAGUUCACAGAUUGGUGGAGCGUCAAAAGAUAACGGUACCUAUGCCAAAAUCCGGACCAGAACAGAAAGGAGCCACUCCAUUGAAUUCCAUCCAUCCUGCUACAAGAUCCUUCUCAAAACAGAUAACAGAAGAAGAACCAAUCCAAAAUCUUAUUCAACAAGAUAUAGGUUUGAUACUGUUAGAUAACAACAGUGAUACAACAACCGUUUCAUUUAACACUGAUUCAGGCGAAGAAUCAGACAUUGAAGAUAAUAUUUCAGAAAUUUCCAACAAUUCAAUUUCUUUCAACUUAAAUUUAGAUUCAGAAAUGGCUUCAGGUCCAUCUUUACAAAAAUUCAGUGAUGAAAGCUGUUGUGUGCCAGCAAUAUGGUGGAAUCUUUUCGAAUCAUAUAGAGCGUUACAUAAUGUUGACAAUAAUAAGGCAUUGUGGGUUUUGCCUUUACAACUUACAGGGCAUGCCUCUCUGUGGUUUCAUAACCUUGAUGCAAACACUAAAGGCGAUAUUGGUAAUUUGAAAGCAGCCUUUUUAGCCCGAUUUUCAAACACAAAAACUAAUCAACAGAUCUACAAACUACAGCAGACAAAUACAGAAAGUAGUCAAGCAUAUUUGGCUAGAGUUCAACAAUUAGCCAUGGGAGCUGAAAAUUUAGGGGAAGCAGUAAUUGUUGACAUUGCCGUCAAUGGUUUAAAACCUAGUUUAAAGCAAACCGUCAUCCAAAAAUCACCUAAGACUUUUGAACAAUUGAGAAAUUCUUUAGAAAUAGCUACUAAUGUGGCUGAAUGUGCUAGUUCUAGCACACCAUGUACAUCACAAGACAUUAAUGCUAUGUUUUCUUCUUUUUUAGAAACUAUGAAAUCUGCUGUAAAGCGGGAAGUGACUGAAGUGAUGGCUGUCACGCCACAUUCUAUGCCAACUCAGAAUUUUCGAGAAAGACAAGUUCCAACACAAUACAGACAAGACUAUGUGUGCUUUGGUUGUGGAACCUUAAGUUUUGCCACAGUCUUAGUAUGGAUGCUUCUGCUGAAUGUUUUAGCUGUGAAUGCAGAAAAGGAAAAACUUGUGCAACGCACAAAUUAUGGAGUUACUUUUGUCAAAGAGGCGGAUAUAGUCUUUGGAAGCGAACACUGGUUUCACACAUUCGAGAUUUCUAUUCCACAUAAGAUUCAUAAAUUCUCCUAUCCAUCAUGUGAAAUUAUUCAUCAAAACUGCUUCAUUCUCAAUCAAGUUAUUUCGCAUUUGUCUGCAUUGAAAACAGACGUUGCUUCAAAUGUUAAUAGUACUGUGGAGAUAAUUCAUAAGCUUAUUCCAAAAGCGUAUUUCAAAAUUAAUACAACAAGUACACAAAGUAGGAGUAAAAGAGGAUUAUUCAAUUUCAUCGGAUCCAUUUCCAGAUCUCUAUUCGGCACAGCAACAGUGAAAGACGUUCAAAAGUUAGCCAGACAUGUUAACAUUCUGAUAAACAGAAAUAAUAAAUUUGCUAAAGCAAUGACAGAACAUGAUCAGUUGCUGUCAUCCUUCAUGUCAAAAACUGAUGAAAGAUUUCAAAAUAUUGUUUUAGGUGUUCAGCAAAAUCAUGACAUCAUGGAGAACCUUACUUCAGAAACUUCAAAAUUUGUUGCACACUUUGAAGAAGUCAGUGUAAAACUGUCAAAUUUACUUAUUGAUCAGAUGAAUUUAUCAUCAUCUGUUAACAAAUAUUUAGAAGAAUUGAAAAUAGGGAUACAUGAAAUGGUAAAGGGAAAUUUAUCACCUUUUCUCAUUUCUCCAAAUAUUUUGAAAAAUACACUCAAGCAUGUCCAGCUUAUUCUAAAUGAAAAGUUCAAAGGAUUCUACUUGUUAAAUACUGAUCCUGCAUAUUAUUAUUCAUCUUCACAAUUGUUGUAUGCCAGAAAUCAUUCUACUUUAUAUGUUACUUUGAAAUUUCCAAUUUCUACGUUUUCAACGCCUCUUGCAUUAUAUAGAGUAAACUCAUUUCCAGUACCUAUCAAUUCGUCAAGCAAUCAUGGCACCAAAAUUAUGGACCUUCCUGAAUAUUUCGUUGUUACAAGUAAUAAUCAAUAUUACAAUCAUAUCUCUUAUUCUAGAAUCAGUUCUUGUACAGGAAAAACAACAUUAUAUUGUUCCUAUAGUUUACCACUUGUGUCAACAGUUUCAAAAACUUGCAUUUCUUCUCUGUAUUUUAAUUCAAAACAAGAUGUUCAUGAACAUUGUGAUUUUAGAUUCCUCAUGAAUGUUAUCAAACCUACAGUUGAAGAAAUUUAUGACAAUACUUUACUAGUGUAUAAAAUGAACACUCUUGCAUUUGAGUGUCCAAGCAAACAUAAAAUAGUUGAAGGCUGCAAUUUUUGUUUUAUCCAAAUACCUUGUAUGUGUUCACUGUCCACAGAUUCUUUGUAUAUUCCAAAGAAAAUAGAAAAAUGUACAAAUUAUAAAGACACAGUUACUGUUCUCCAUCCAAUUAACUUAGCAUUAAUUCAGCAUUUCUUUGAUUCUGACACUUAUUCAUCCAUUCUAGGAGAUACUACCUUCACCAAACAAAUUAAUAUUCAAAUACCUGCAAUUAAUAUUUUUAACCAUUCUUUUUCUAAUAUUAUUGCACAAGACCAUAACCUUCACCUAAGUUUAAAACGCAUCGCACAAGCUACCCUUAAACAAAAAACUGUCUUCAAAUCACUCUCUGAACCUCUAAUUAAUGGUGAUAUUUCUAUGGAUGACUCAUGGCUUGAUCUUAAUACCAUUCUAAUUAUUUCUUCUCUAUGUGUGUCAGGUCUACUUGUCAUUGCAUGUAUAGUACUUUUUAACAAAAUUCGCAUUCUAACAGCCACACUUCUAUUGCUUCAAAAGAUUCCUCGUUCACAUAGUUUAUCCAAUCCUUCUCCCUUACCAUCCUUUAUUUACAAGCACCUUGCAACAACUACUGAAUCCUCGCAUGUUCAAAGCAUUUUUAAUACACAAUGUAAUCCUUGGCCUUUUGUUGCUCUGUCUUUUACCAUGACUUUGGCCUUAGUUAUUGUUUCGAUUUAUUUCUUCAAAAAGUUCAACAACAGAAACCAUACAAAAGUAGUACUGGAGAUCACAAAUGGGUUAUCAUGUAUAACAAUACCCAUCAUUACCCUAUCACUUUGUCCAUCAGAUUGGGAUAUUACUGCCCCAAACUGUAUUCAAAAUAUGAGAAUAUCUGGAACAUUUUGUACAAGACUACAUGCAGAUUUUGAUAACUUUUCUAUUGUUAAUAUAAAUACUAAACAUGAAAUUCCCAUUCCUGAAGAUAUUUCAGUAAAUCCCUAUACCGCCAGUAGACUUAAAAAGAUGUUUGGUACUCCCUUCUUCUGCCAUGUUUUAAUCACACACCACAAUUACUUUACAAGAAUAAAGUAAUAAUUUAUUCAUAUACUACUAUAUUUUUAUUGAUGGACAUAUUCUUAUACUUGUGCAUGACUUGGUACAAUCUUAGUCUUCUUGUUUUUAUUGUUGAUCUUAGUCAAGAAAUUCAAAUUUUGCUUAAUUGGACAAAACCAUCCAAAAUUUUUUUAAACUUUUCGAAUAAAUUUUCAGUUCAAUAUUCAUGAUGGUAAAUUUCAUUCUUUGCGGACAAAGAAUUUUUCAGCGGUGAGGGAAUAUGUGACAGCGGAAAUUCACGUUUCACUUCUUGUUUCAGAUUUUCAUGUUUUAUUGUAUAUAUUUAUAUGUUUUAAUAAAGAUUCUUAUUUUCA
Molecule: messenger RNA, 4365 nt
Organism: Mytilus trossulus (common blue mussel)
Lineage: Eukaryota; Metazoa; Mollusca; Bivalvia; Mytilida; Mytilidae
Exons: 2
Coding region: 692-4030 (1112 amino acids)
Source: RefSeq, a predicted model, not a curated record